AUGGAGAGCCCCAGUCGUGUGUAUCUCUUCGGAGAUCAGACUGCCGACUUCGACUCGGGCCUUCGCCGUCUCCUCCAAGCCAAGAAUGACACUCUUGUCAUUUCUUUCUUUCAAAAGUGCCACCAUGCGAUACGCAAAGAGAUCAGCGCCUUGGCACCCUCUCAGCGACAAGUCUUCCCGCGUUUUACCAGCCUCGUCGAUUUGUUGGCGCGUUAUCGUGAAUUUGGUCCCAACCCAGCUUUGGAGGGGGCCCUGACUACGAUUUACCAAUUGGGCUGCUUCAUCCACUACCAUGGCGACCUGGGCCACGAAUAUCCCUCCAAGUCCAACAGUAUCAUUCUUGGCAUUUGCACAGGUCAGCUGGCCUCGGCCGCUGUGAGUUCCUCCAAAACGGUGGGAGAAUUAAUUCCAGUUGCUGUUGAAACAGCUGUCUUGGCUCUGAGACUGGGGUCGUGCGUCAUCAAAGUCCGUGAAUUGGUGGAGGAGAACAAUGCCUCCCAAAGCUGGUCUGUUCUUACUUCAGGAAUUCGCCAAGAAGAUGCCGACCAGCUUAUCAACGAGUUCAGCUCGGCCAACAGUUUGCCAACUGCUUCUAAGCCUUGGAUCAGCGCUGUGAGUCCAAACAGCCUAACUAUCAGCGCAGCACCGAGUGUGCUCGCCAAGUUUAUUGAGACGUCUUUGCCCAAGGAGUCUAAGCCAUCAAGAGCCCCAAUCCACGGUCCGUACCACGCGCCGCAUCUCUAUGAUGCUAGAGACGUUGAGCGAAUCAUGGAGUCAUGGCCGGCGGACAAGUUUUCGAAAUAUACGCCCCAGAUUCCUCUAUUAUCCUGCGAGACUGGGGAUCACCUUGUCGCAGACACAUUGACAGAUGCUCUGAAACAGUCCCUGAGACAAAUCAUCAUGCGCCAACUCUGCUGGGACAAAGUUAUCGACUCCUGUGCAAAGAUACUCAAACAAGUGACUUCCGAAUGUGUUUUGUGCCCGGUCUCCAGCACUGCGACGCAAAGUCUGUACAACUCACUGAAGAAGGCUGGCAUUGUCAACCUUGAAGUUGUGGGCAAUAUCGGCGAUGUGAAGAAGGACACCGAGAGAGUGAACAGCAGUGGCCGUUCCGACCAGUCAAAGAUUGCCAUCAUCGGUUUGUCCGGUCGCUUCCCUGAGGCCCAGGAUACGGAAGCAUUCUGGGAUUUGUUGUAUAAGGGACUCGACGUCCAUCGUGAAGUACCCCCUGACCGUUGGGAUGUGGAGGCUCACGUCGACAUGGAGGGCAACAAAAGGAAUACCAGCAAAGUCCAAUAUGGUUGCUGGAUCCGAGAACCUGGUCUGUUUGACCCUCGGUUCUUCAAUAUGUCACCUCGAGAGGCUCUUCAAGCCGAUCCCGCUCAGCGUCUUGCCCUUCUCACUGCCUACGAAGCUUUUGAGAUGGCAGGUUUCAUUCCCGACAGCACUCCCUCUACCCAGAAGAAUAGAGUCGGCGUCUUCUAUGGAAUGACAAGUGAUGACUACCGUGAGAUCAACAGUGGGCAGGAUAUCGACACCUACUUCAUUCCCGGCGGAAACCGAGCUUUCACUCCCGGCCGGAUCAACUAUUACUUCAAGUUCAGUGGCCCCAGCGUAAGUGUCGACACCGCUUGCUCCUCCAGUCUUGCUGCAAUUCAUGUCGCCUGCAACUCGCUCUGGCGGAAUGAAUGCGACUCUGCCGUUGCCGGUGGUGUGAACAUUCUUACCAAUCCCGACAACCACGCCGGUCUUGACCGCGGUCACUUCCUUUCCCGCACAGGAAAUUGCACUACCUUCGACGAUGGCGCUGACGGCUACUGCCGGGCCGAUGGCAUUGGGUCUGUUGUAUUGAAGAGAUUGGAGGAUGCCCAAGCUGACAAUGAUCCUAUCUAUGGUGUCAUUGCUGGUGCAUACACGAAUCACUCGGCGGAGGCUGUGUCCAUUACUAGACCUCAUGCUGGCGCCCAGGCAUUCAUUUUCGAUAAGCUUCUCAACGAAAAUGACUAUGACCCGAAAGAGGUCAGCUAUAUUGAAAUGCACGGCACGGGGACGCAGGCCGGUGAUGCUGUGGAAAUGACCUCGGUCCUCGAUGUCUUUGCCCCUGACUAUCGCCGUGGACCCAGUCAAUCACUUCACCUUGGUUCUGCCAAGUCCAACAUUGGUCACGGAGAGUCUGCUUCCGGGGUCUGUGCCUUGUUGAAGGUGUUGAUGAUGAUGCGCAAGAACACCAUUCCUCCCCACUGUGGUAUCAAGACGAAAAUCAACCACAACUUCCCAACCGAUCUCGCACAGCGCAACGUCCACAUUGCCCUCAAGCCAACUCCAUGGAAUCGACCCGAAGGUGGCAAGCGCAAGACCUUCGUCAACAACUUUUCGGCAGCUGGCGGAAACACCGCUCUUCUCAUGGAAGACGGCCCCCUGCAUCAAAGGACCGGAACUGACCCUCGAACCUUCCACACUAUCGCAGUCUCUGCGCGCUCCCAAUCAGCUUUGAAAAACAACAUCAGCGCGCUUGUGCAGUACAUUGACAAGAAGAAAGGCAUGUUCAACUUGAACGAGUCCAGUCUUCUCGGCGACUUGGCUUACACUACCACUGCGCGACGUAUUCAUCACAACUUCCGUGUCACUGCCACGGGAGCAUCACUGGAGGAGAUUCGAGACUCGUUGAACUCAAGCGCAAACCGCGAGACGCUUUCGCCUGUCCCCUCAGUGGCCCCAGGCAUUGGAUUUAUUUUCACUGGACAAGGUGCGCAGUACGCUGGAAUGGGCAAAGACCUCUUCCACCACAACAAGCAGUUCCGCGACAAUGUUGAGCACCUGGAUCGUAUUGCUCUAAGCCACGGCUUCCCAUCUAUCAUGCCUCUCAUUGAUGGGAGUGUUCCAGUUGAAGAGCUUAAUCCUGUCGUUACGCAACUAGGCACUACAUGCUUGCAGAUGGCUCUCACCAAGCUUUGGAUUUCUCUUGGCGUGACACCAUCCUUUGUCCUCGGCCACAGCUUAGGCGAAUAUGCUGCACUCAACGCCGCCGGGAUUCUCACUAAUAGUGACACAAUUUUCCUUGCUGGUCGCCGUGCUCAGUUGCUUACGGAACAAUGCAAAGUGGGAACUCAUGCCAUGCUGGCUGUCAAGUCGUCUGUCGCCCAAGUCAAGCAGUUCCUUGAUGAUGGAGCUGCUGAGAUCGCUUGCAUAAAUGCACCUAGCGAAACUGUCAUUAGUGGCGCGGUUGGCAAGAUCGAGCAACUCGCAGAGAAACUCACGAAUGAAGGCUUCAAAGCUACCAAGCUGAAAGUUCCUUUCGCCUUCCAUUCCGCCCAGGUGGAGCCCAUACUUGAGAGCCUCGCAGAGAUUGCCCAGGGCGUGAUUUUCCGCAAGCCCACCAUUCCCUAUGUGUCAGCCUUGUUGGGUAAUGUGAUUGACGAAUCAAAUGCUCACAUGCUCGAGGCGAGCUACCUGACUCGCCACUGCCGGGAGACAGUCAAUUUCCUCGGCGCUCUUGAAGCAACACGCCAUGCGAGCCUCAUGAACGACAAGUCCCUUUGGGUUGAGAUUGGAUCUCACCCUGUGUGCUCUGGUAUGGUGAAAUCAACUUUCGGGCCCCAGGCAGCCACCAUUCCCUCCCUUCGUCGGCAGGAGGACACUUGGAAGGUCUUUUCAAACAGCCUAUCGGCGCUCUACACGUCGGGCAUUGAGUUGCAGUGGAAGGAGUAUCACCAAGACUUCAGCACUACGCAUGAGGUCCUUGACUUGCCUUCGUACAAGUGGGAUCUCAAGAAUUACUGGAUCCCGUACAGAAACAAUUUCUGUCUCACCAAGGGCGCACCCGUUGAAUCAAAGGCCGAGGUCGCACCAAUGACAACCUUCAUUUCCACUGCGGCUCAGAGAGUCCUCGAGACUACCUCUGACGCUAAUUCCGCUAGCGUCUUGAUUGAGAACGACAUUGCUGAUCCUGAAUUAAACCGUGUGAUUCAGGGACACAAGGUCAACGGGGCUGCCCUCUGCCCGUCGUCCCUCUACGCGGACAUCGCGCAGACAUUGGCAGAGUUCUUGGUUGAUAAAUACAAGCCUGAGUGGAAGGACCGUGGCUUUGACGUUUGUGAUGUGGUUGUUCCUAAGCCAUUGAUUGCGAAAGGUGGGAAGCAACUUUUCCGGGUCUCUGCUACCGCGACCUGGGCAGAAGAGAGUGCCAAGAUGCAGAUUUGGUCCGUCACCCCUGAGGGUAAGAAAAUUCUCGACCACGCCAGCUGCACCAUCAAAUUCUUCGACACCGCUGCAGCUGCAACUGAAUGGAAACGCAGUGCCUAUCUCAUCAAGAGAAGCAUUGAACACCUCAAGCAGAGCACAGAAAGUGGACAAGCCCACCGGAUGAAGCGUGGAAUGGUUUACAAGCUCUUCAGCACUUUGGUUGAGUAUGAUGAGAACUACAAAUCCAUUCAGGAAGUCAUUCUUGAUAGCGAGCAACACGAGGCCACUGCCUUGGUCAAGCUCCAAGCCUCCCCUGGAAACUUCCACCGCAACCCGUUCUGGAUCGACAGCUUUGGUCAUCUUUCUGGUUUCAUCAUGAACGCAAGCGACGCCACAGAUUCCAAGAACACGGUUUACGUCAAUCACGGAUGGGAAUCCAUGCGGUGCUUGAAAAAGUUUGAUCCCAAUGUCACAUACCGCACUUAUGUUCGCAUGCAGCCUUGGCAAAAUGCGAUCUUCGCCGGUGAUGUCUACGUCUUCGACGGUGAUGACAUUGUCGCCGUAUACGGCGGUGUACAGUUCCAAGCUUUGUCUCGAAAGAUCCUGGAUACUGCUUUGCCUCCAGCAGGUGGCUCUGCUGCUAAGCCUGUCUCUGCUGCCGCUGCGAAGGCUCGCCCUGCUCCAAUUGAUGUGAAGAAGUCUCGCGCCCCUGAGGCAAAGAAUCUUCAGAAGUCUUCGCCCAAGUCGGCUGGAUCAAGCAUAAUCUCGAAAGCUCUCAACAUUCUCGCCGAGGAGGUUGGACUGUCCACCUCUGAGAUGACGGAUGACUUAAACUUUGCAGACUACGGAGUCGACUCGUUACUCUCGCUCACAGUCACAGGCCGUUAUCGUGAAGAAAUUGGCCUGGACCUGGAUUCAAGUGUCUUCGUUGACCAACCAACUAUAAAAGAUUUCAAGCAAAUGCUGGCUCGGAUAGGCCCGGCUGACAGCAGCAGUGAUGGAUCGAUCAGUGAUGCUGGCAUCUCCUCUUCGGAUUCUUCCACUGAUAUCUCGACCCCAAACUCAAGCGGUCUGCCAACCCCUUCGAACGAAAAGACUGUGACUCUUGAACAGAACGAUACCAUGAAGGAAAUCCGCGCCAUUCUUGCUGAAGAGAUUGGGGUAGAGCCCGAGGAGCUCCGAGGCGAUGCCAAUCUCGGGGAGAUGGGUCUGGAUUCAUUGAUGUCACUCACAGUCCUGGGCAAAAUUCGCGAGACUCUCGACAUGGAGCUCUCUGGGGAAUUCUUCAUCGAGAAUCAAACUCUUGAUGAGGUUGAGAUUGCCUUGGACCUGAAGCCAAAGUCCCCCACACCCCAAAUGCUCAAGCUGCCAGAGCAGAUUGAUAUGAUUGCUGCAGCACCUUCUCGAACUCUGAUCCAACAUCCCCCUGCCACAUCAAUUCUACUCCAGGGUAACCCAAAGACUGCGACCCAGAAGUUGUUCCUUUUCCCUGAUGGAUCUGGCUCUGCAACUUCCUAUGCCACGAUCCCGGGUAUCUCCCCGGACGUCUGUGUUUAUGGCUUGAAUUGUCCUUACAUGCGCACGCCCGAGAAGCUCAACUUCCCCCUUCAAGAGCUCACAUUCCCCUAUGUUGCAGAAAUCAGACGCCGACAGCCAACCGGACCUUACAAUUUCGGUGGAUGGUCCGCUGGUGGUAUCUGUGCCUAUGAUGCUGCUCGACACCUCAUCUUCGAGGAAGGCGAGCGUGUUGAGCGCCUGCUUCUUCUCGACUCUCCAUUCCCAAUCGGUCUUGAGAAGCUACCCCGUCGCCUUUACAGAUUCUUCGACUCCAUCGGCCUCUUUGGCGAAGGCAAAGCCCCUCCUCCCAAGUGGUUGCUUCCCCACUUCCUUGCCUUUAUCGACUCACUGGACGCCUACAAAGCUUCUCCCUUCCCCUUCAAUGACGAGAAGCAGGCAGAGAAGAUUCCCAAGACCUUCAUGGUGUGGGCGAAGGAUGGAGUGUGCAACAAGCCCAGUGAUCCUCGCCCAGAGCCCGCAGAGGAUGGAAGCCCUGACCCUCGCGAGAUGCAGUGGCUAUUGAACAACCGAACCGACCUUGGGCCCAAUGGCUGGGACACCCUUGUUGGACCCAAGAAUGUUGGAGGCAUCACAGUCAUGGAAGAAGCCAACCACUUCACAAUGACCCAGGGUGCGAAGGCCAAGGAAUUGGCAGCGUUCAUUGCUAGUGCCAUGAGCUCCUGUUGA
This is a messenger RNA of Penicillium oxalicum, 6426 nucleotides long. RefSeq names its product polyketide synthase alb1 (gene pksP). The coding region runs from base 1 to 6426 and encodes 2141 amino acids. Gene Ontology annotation, biological process: fatty acid biosynthetic process. Gene Ontology annotation, molecular function: fatty acid synthase activity; phosphopantetheine binding; 3-oxoacyl-[acyl-carrier-protein] synthase activity. Lineage: Eukaryota; Fungi; Ascomycota; Eurotiomycetes; Eurotiales; Aspergillaceae. The record is from RefSeq and is a predicted model, not a curated record. The transcript is spliced from 5 exons.